GAAGGCUGAAGACUCUGAAAUAGCAGGGGGGGAAAAAGAGUCACCUUUGAAAGACAAUCUUUCACCAUGGGAAGAAUGGUUCAUUAGCAAAGAGAAGGAACUACGUGCCCGCUUACAAGCUAGAGCUGCAGAGGAAAGAAGGGAAAGGGAACGAAAGCUGAGCAAAGAAAUGGCAGAAAAAGCCACAAAGGAACUAGAAAAAAUGCAGUUACAAGAAAAGGCUGAAGUAAAGUAUAAAGAAUGGUUAAAGAAGAAGCGAGCUGAAGAGGCAGAAAAGAAGAAAAAAGAGAAGGAAAAACAAAAAGAAAGGGAAGCUGAACUACAGGAGAAGAAAGAGAGAUCAGAGAAGAUCUUUAAGGAAUGGCUACAUAAUGCAAGAAAUAAACCACGCCCUGUUUUAAACGGUUAUGGCUUCGCACAUGGGAAGUCUACAGGGCGUGCUGAUGGAAAUUCGUAUCCAGCUCCAGCAUAUUGUAACCCUAUUCCUUGGAAACCUGUACAUGUGCCUCCUCAAAAGGAAGACUGUGUUCUUACCACGAAGAAGAGUAAGAGACCUGUAUCUUGUCAGUCACAUGCCUCUUUGCCUAUAGGAGACUUGAACCACCAUGAAAUCUGCUGGAAGGGCAACACAGCAGGGCACAAGCAGUCAAGGGGGUUUCUGGAGAGGAUUGUUGACUUCCUGAAGUUCCUGACACAGCUGGUAGAGGAGCUGACAGUGGGAAGCUCUUUGCUGGACCUGAUACGUACAAACAAGGGAGAACUGGUCGGGGACGUGAAGGCUGGGGGCAGCUUUGCCUGCAAUGGCCAUGGGAUGGUGGAGUUCAGGAUCCUGAGAGGAGGGAAAAAAAAGCAAGAUCACAACACUGAACUUCAGGAGAGCAGGUUUUGUCCUGUUCAGGAACUUGCUUGGAAAAAUCCCAUGGAAAAUAUGGUCAUGGAGAGAAGAGGGUCAUGGAGAGCUGGUGAUUUUCAAGGAUUGCUUCCUCCGAGCUCAAGGAUGCUCCAUCCCAAUGAGCAGAAGCAGGAGUGGCAGGAAGCAUGUGUACAUGAACAAGGAACCCCUAAAACUAAAUAUAACAAGGAGGCAUACAAGAGGGGGAAGCAGGAACAGGCGACCCUGGUGGAAUAUAGAACCACUGUCCAAAUGUGCAGGGAUGGGAUUAGGAAAGCCAAAGCCUUUCUGGAGUUGAAGCUAGCAAGUCCGCUGAUUGACCUCAGCAGUCACGGGGCCCAGAGUCCAGUGGGGGAAUCUGGAGCAAGGAAGACAACCUUGAUGGAGGAGGAUCACUUUAGGGAAUAUCUAAAUAAAAUGGACGUACCUGUUUCUAUGGGAUCUGAUAGG
Molecule: messenger RNA, 1342 nt
Organism: Balearica regulorum gibbericeps (East African grey crowned-crane)
Lineage: Eukaryota; Metazoa; Chordata; Aves; Gruiformes; Gruidae
Source: RefSeq, a predicted model, not a curated record